GCAAAUUCGGCUAUAGCAACUCGUGUACCCAACGCAGCGCAACCUUACGCAAUUCCAGUUACGGUUAUAGUUACAAGCAUAAGUUAUCGCCAAAGUUUGACAAUAUGAAGGUCCUCGUGGUCCUGUGCGCCCUCGUGGCAGUCGCUUCCGCCGGUUAUAUACGCAGCGGUUGGGGCGGUGGUUCCAGUCUAGGUGGCUGGGGUGGCGGCGGCUAUGGCGGUGGUGGCUAUGGCGGUGGUGGCUAUGGCGGUGGUGGUUACGGUGGUGGUGGUUACGGUGGUGGUUAUUCAUCACCGAAAGUCAUCAAAGUGAUUACACUGGGCAGCAGCGGCGGUUAUGGUGGUGGUGGUUAUGGCGGCGGUGGACACGGUGGUGGCGGAUGGGGUGGCUCCGGUGGAUGGGGUGGCUCCGGUGGAUGGGGUGGCUCAAGCGGAUGGGGUGGCUCCGGCGGUGGCGGUUGGAAGGGAGGUUAUGGUGGUGGCAGCGGUUGGUGGUUGCGGCUAUGGCGGAGUUCUGGUGGUUAUGGCGGCGGCAAAGGAGGUGGAAGUGGCGGUUGGCAAUCAGGUGGUGGUGGCGGCGGCGGUAAAGGCGGCUAUGGUGGUGGUUCUGGUGGUUAUGGCGGUAGUUCUGGUGGUUAUGGCGGCGGCAAAGGAGGUGGAAGUGGCGGAUGGCAAUCAGGCGUGGUGCGCGGCGGUAAGGAUGGUGGCGGCGGUGGUUAUGUGGUGGUGGCGUAA
Bactrocera oleae (olive fruit fly) is the source of this 734-nucleotide messenger RNA. NCBI's taxonomy places the organism in Eukaryota, Metazoa, Arthropoda, Insecta, Diptera, Tephritidae. The record is from RefSeq and is a predicted model, not a curated record.